Fundulus heteroclitus (mummichog) is the source of this 4891-nucleotide messenger RNA. RefSeq names its product phospholipase D2 (gene pld2). The record is from RefSeq and is a predicted model, not a curated record. Gene Ontology annotation, biological process: intracellular signal transduction; cell motility; phosphatidic acid biosynthetic process. The coding region runs from base 445 to 3306 and encodes 953 amino acids. Gene Ontology annotation, molecular function: D-type glycerophospholipase activity; phosphatidylinositol binding. Lineage: Eukaryota; Metazoa; Chordata; Actinopteri; Cyprinodontiformes; Fundulidae. The transcript has 24 exons.
AUGCUUGCAGGCCCAGACUUGAUCUCUGUCGCAUGUUGGCUUCAUAGUCAAUCUCGCGGGAGCUUCUCAGUCCCAAAUGAAACAGAUAGCCAGGCUGAACGGGAACAGCUGUAGUCUUUGUUGCGAUGAAUAAAACAGAGGGAAAAAAAAAAAAAAAGCCCAUCUCGAUCAUGCUCUAAAGCUCUAAUGAAGGACUCCCAUCACACGCCCCUCUCGCCCCUGUGCUGCCCAGUGUUCAGCCAAUGGGAGGGACUAAAGGAGUGCAUCACCUACAGGGUGACAUUCUUCUGUGUCAGCCUGCUGUGGAGAACGGUGAAAUUAUAAUCUGAAAGCGCAGGGGUUUUUUUUAAUCUGUUUUUUUUUAAACCCUCGUUUUGGAGCGUGAAUGUGGGCUGAGCUGCGGCUGUAAUUAAACACGAGGUAGGGGAGCUGGGAGUUUCUACGAUGGCCAGUCCAGAGGAAGUGAUCGAGCCAGCGGUUGGGAGUUCAGCCGUACCGCACCUCAGCAGGAGGCGCUUCUCGCAUGACAUCAAUGAUCUCAGUCCAGAUGAAUUAGACAGUCUCAUGAAAAACCGUGACGGCUGUGCUUUCACAGUAGUUCAUCAUCUGCCUGAAAUGAAGGAAGCUGGUGUAUCUUACUUCAUACCGGGUACUCCUAUCACAUGCAAGGUGGACAACACUGAGAAACACACCACUCGCUCAAAGGUGCGUGUGGGAACCUUGUACACAGUGCGGUUAACUCAUGGACACUUCCACUGGGUAGUGAAGCGGAAGUACAAGCACUUUCAGGAGCUUCACCGGGACCUUUACAAACACAAGAUGAUGCUUCACUAUCUGCCUCGAAGGUUCGCAAAGGACAGGCAGCAGCUGAUGAUGACAUCAGAGGAAAUGCCCAGCCUACACGGAACAGAUCGCACCAGAAGAACCUCAAGCAAAAUGAAAUACCUUGAGGAGUACCUGAAUGGGCUGCUGGAGAAUGCAUUCUGCAGAUCUAUCCACAGCAUGCUUGAGUUCCUCUCUGUCAGUGCCCUCUCUUUUGUCAAUGAUCUGGGACCCAAAGGCCUGGAGGGGCCGAUCAUGAAAAGGUCUGGCGGUCAUCGGGUUCUGGGUCUGAAUUGCAUCGGUCACCAUCGGGUCUGUUUUCGCUGGUCGCACCGCUGGCUAGUGGUCAAAGACUCCUUCCUCUUGUACAUGAGCCGAGACGACUCAGAAAUCGACUUUGUGCUGCUUUAUGACCCGGAGUUUGCCGUAAAAGUGGGCAAUGCUCAUACAGGGACAGAGUAUGGAGUUUGCAUUGAGAACUACACACGGAGCUUAGUAAUCAAGUGUAUCAGCUACAGACAAAGUCAGUGGUGGAGCCAUGAAAUUGACCGGCUGGCUCACUUGUGUGACUUCCUAAAAGUGAGCCGCUUUGGAGGAUUCGCUCCACCACGAGAAGAUACUCUUACUAAAUGGUAUGUGAACGGGAAAGACUACUUUGCAGACCUGGCUGAUGCCCUUGAACAAGCUAAGGAGGAGAUUUUCAUCACGGAUUGGUGGCUCAGUCCUGAAAUUUUUCUAAAGAGACCCGCCACUGACAACCACUGGAGACUGGACGAGAUACUUAAACGGAAAGCAGAACAAGGAGUCAAAGUAUGUGUCCUGCUUUACAAGGAGGUGGAGAUGGCGCUUGGUAUCAAUAGUGACUACAGCAAGAGGACUCUGAUGGACAUGCACCCAAACAUCAAGGUGAUGCGACAUCCAGACCACGUCUCAUCUGCGGUGGUCUUGUGGGCUCACCAUGAAAAGAUGGUGGCCAUUGACCAAACCGUGGCGUUUGUAGGGGGACUUGACCUGGCGUUUGGCAGGUGGGAUGACAGAGAGUAUCGGCUGGCUGACCUGGGUCAGGCAGAGUCGUUAAACUGGGAAACGGCGGAGCAUCCAAACACAGAUGCAACUGACAAUGGUGUGGGUGAUGGCCAAAACGCAGGUAACCAAGCAGAAAAGGACCAACCUGAUCUGACUGGCAACACUAAGCUUUGGCUGGGGAAAGACUACAGCAACUUCAUCAACAAAGACUGGACCCUACUGGACAGGCCGUUUGAAGAUAACAUCGACCGCACUAAAGUUCCUCGCAUGCCUUGGCGGGACCUGUCUUCAGCUAUGCACGGCAAAGCGGCCAGGGAUGUUGCCCGACACUUCAUCCAGCGCUGGAACUUCACAAAGAUCUUCAAGACCAAGUACAAGGACAACUUCUACCCCUACCUUCUCCCCAAGUCUAAUUCGACAGCAGAUUUGCUGCCAUUCACUAUCCCUAGGUCCCAGAAAGCCAAAGUUCAGGUACUGCGCUCUGCUGAUCGGUGGUCAACUGGAACAGCUGAGAACUCAAUCCUUAAUGCCUACAUACACACAAUUGAGAACAGCGAGCACUACAUCUACAUCGAGAACCAGUUUUUCAUCAGCUGUGCCGACGGCAAGGUCGUCCACAAUACGAUCGGGGAUGCAAUUGUGAACCGAAUCCUGCGAGCACACAGAGAGCAGAAGAAGUACAGGGUGUUUGUGGUGAUUCCUUUACUUCCUGGGUUUGAGGGAGACAUUACCACGGGAGGUGGAAAUGCAAUUCAGGCGAUUAUGCACUUCACUUACAGGACUAUGUGCCGUGGAGAGCACUCGAUUCUGUCGAGGCUUAGUGAAGUAAAGGACCAGUGGACUGAGUACAUCACCUUUUGUGGCCUCAGAACGCAUUCCCGUCUCUCUGGGUCGCUCGUCACAGAGCUGAUCUAUGUCCACAGCAAGGCGCUCAUUGCUGAUGACCGCUGCUAUAUAAUUGGAUCAGCCAACAUCAAUGAUCGCAGCAUGCUGGGCACCCGAGAUAGUGAGCUGGCAGUGUUUGUGGAAGAUGAAGAGAGGGUCCCAUCCAUCAUGGGAGGACAGGAAUACGAGGCAGGACCGCUCGCGCUUGCUCUACGCAAAGAGUGCUUCAGUGUCCUGGUUGGAGCCGUAUCAGACCCCAGCAUCAACAUUGACGAUCCGAUCAGUGACGACUUCUUCUUCCUGACCUGGAAUGAAACGGCUAAACUCAACACGGAGAUCUACGCUAAGGUCUUCCGAUGCCUCCCCUGCAACAGUGUUCACAACAUGCAGCGCCUGAGUGAGCACAACUGCGAAGAACGCCUCUGCGACACCGACCCCGAGCGGGCGGCGGAGGAGCUGAAGGCCGUCAGAGGGGUGCUGGUCCACUUUCCGCUGAAAUACAUGUAUGAGGAAAACCUGCUGCCGCCUCUGAACUGUAAAGAAGGCAUGGCUCCUACAGACCUUUGGACAUAAUCACAGGUCUGCCCGGAUGUGGCCGCUGCUAGCCUGUACCUAAAACCCAGCACUCGCGAACGAGCAAUGACACCAGCCCAUACGUUGAGACAGUUUGUGUGUCGAUCCUAAAUCCCGUCCGGCUCACAACACUGAAUGUUUUAUCACCUGUAAGAAUAAUAGACCGAUCUUUACCGGCCAGUUCAUGCAGGAUGUCCAGUCGUGUAACUUUUUGCAGUGCGAUCGGCUCUGAGGGGCCGACGAUAGUGUAAACUCAUGCAAAUGAAUGCAUGACUCAGUAGAGGGCUGCAAGGUUGUACUGGAAAUCAAGCAUCUCCCAUGAUCUGGGAACACAGUGUACAAUUACUGCUGCAAGAUUAUUCUUUUUAUUUUUUUGUGUGUGUGUGGUCGGGUGGGUGGCUCUGUCUCUUUCUCUCUCACGUUCUCUCACUCGCUCCCUCCGAGGCUUCACCUCUCGCUGCAGCGCCAGGAAACCUGUCAGAACAUUUGUGGUUGUUAUGGUGACGGAUAUAAAGAGAUGACUGGCUCGCAGCUGAAAUAAAGGCUCGAUAGGGGCAGAAUAGGAGAGCGCUGAUAGGAGGGGAUGGCUUACUAAAUCGAGAGGGUGCGCCGGUGAAAAGGAAAGCGAUAAUGCUGAUUGGGGGGGGGAUACGAGGACUUGUUACUUCUGUCAUAUUUAUAUGUUAAUGUGGAAGAAAUGCGAGUGGAAAAACACGACUAGCAGGUGCGUUAAUGGAAUCCUGGUGAAAUUCGGAUUUCUUUACACCACCCCUUACAUCCGAGUGGAUUGCCUUGCAGUCCAGCACAGAACACUCCACACUUUACUGGCAUCUUGCAGCUACUUGCGUGUUGUGUCUAGAAGCCAUGAAGAGUCUUGCGUGUCUACCGUAUGUUAUAUUUGCUCACAGGCAAGAGGCAUUUGUUGAGGUCCAGCUGAGAAGUUACAUAAUGCGUCUGACACACUUCCUUCUCCCCGACUGCUCAGAUUGAUCACUUCUUGAGGGAUAUGCAAAUCUGUUGCACUGGUCUUUCUUUUCUUUUUUUAUUUUGUUUAGUAAAUAGAGGAAAAACAGUACUUGCUGUACAGUUUCUUGCAAAGGGUUUCAUAACCUUUAAAGUUUGUCACAUUUUUAUUACCACCAACUUCAAUGUAUUUCCUUAGUAUUAGGAAAUCAUUUGAUAGGCCAAGACAAGUUUGUUACUCCCAUGAAAAGGAAGGAAACUGAUGUGUGGUUUUUAACAUGCUUUCCCAAAAAGAUCUGAAUAUUAUUCAUGCAGUGGUGUUGAGCCCCCUUGACUUUGAUACCCUUAAAUCAAAUCCAGUUUAACCACAAUUAUCUUAGAAAAUGACCUGAUUAGUAAAUGUGAAUAGUUUUGCAAGGAACAAUAGAUUAGCUGAAUGACAGAAAACACACAUUUUUAUAUGGUUGAAAAGGGCUUGGAUAGUGCAAGAUCUAGUGGCACCUCUUUUUUAUUCUGUUUUAUAUUCCUAAUAGUGUGAUAAAGUUUGCAUUGUAUUUUUUUAGGAUUUACUAAUAGUCAUGUUCAAUAAAUUAGGAUAUUAUUGAAAUAUUAAUAUAAUUUA